Cloeon dipterum is the source of this 1364-nucleotide messenger RNA. RefSeq names its product zinc finger CCHC domain-containing protein 7-like. Gene Ontology annotation, cellular component: TRAMP complex. The transcript has 5 exons. Gene Ontology annotation, biological process: TRAMP-dependent tRNA surveillance pathway; nuclear polyadenylation-dependent snRNA catabolic process; nuclear mRNA surveillance of mRNA 3'-end processing. The record is from RefSeq and is a predicted model, not a curated record. Gene Ontology annotation, molecular function: zinc ion binding; RNA binding. The coding region runs from base 167 to 1315 and encodes 382 amino acids. NCBI's taxonomy places the organism in Eukaryota, Metazoa, Arthropoda, Insecta, Ephemeroptera, Baetidae.
UCGACGUCAUGGUUAUUCCCUGAUGUUGUUUUCGUUCGUGAGCUCACAUGGUUGACAAAGCUGGGAGAAAAACGGGUCAAAAUUAGACUUGUUUGAGUUCGCCGAGGCUUUCUGAAGAUUGUAAAAUGCACGAGUAUAGUAAGGAAACCUAAAGUGUAAAUUAAUCAUGGCUGAUGACGAGGACGUGUGUUUCCUCUGGUCAGGAGUCCCUGCCCAACACCGAGAUGUACCUCUCGUGACUCUGGACUCGCCACCUUACUCUCCACCUGAAGAAAACCCGAGUAUCCCGUCGCUAUUCGAUAUUUCAGUCCCAUGUCCACCAUUCAUCGCAGGAUUUGAAAACAUCGACAUGACUACCUUUGUUCCAAUGGAGCCUUUGAUAACUCCUGAGGGUAGCGAUACCCUAGAACCAGCAGCUGUCAAUAUGAAAAAGGAGAAGAGGAAAAGGAAGAAGAAAAAUAACGUUUUGCUGGUUUCGAAAAUGGUGGAACAAAUCAAAGAGGCAGGCGUCCUGGAAAGAAAUAAUUUAGGAGAGGACGAGGAGGCAACUCCAGUGGUGAAUGUGAAACUCGUCAAGCCUAAAGAGAAAUGGACUCGUUACUUCGAAGCAGACCUUCCUCAGCAAGAGGAACAGUUUCCUGUUACAGCUCGGGACAUUCGCAAAGCGGCUGAGAAGGCUGAACGAUUAUCCAGGAUUCAAAGAGGAAGAGUUUCCAAGCUGUCCAGAAACAGGCGAAAACCAGCUGGAAGGUGCUUAAACUGUCAUCAGUAUGGUCACAUGAAGUUCGAGUGUCCCGAUCCCAUCAAGGUAGUCAAAUGCCACUUGUGCGCUGGCGUUGGGCACUAUGCUGAUUCGUGCCCAAAAUCAAUGUGUUUGCUGUGCGGCGCCAAGACGAAUGAGUUUAGUUCUGGCUGUCGAAAUUGCAGAUUCAUGUACAGGCUUACAUGUACAAGAUGCAAUAACAUUGGCCAUGAAUCUAAUUACUGCCCUGAUUUGUGGAGGAGAUUUUAUGACACGGUUGAUGGUGAUGGUAUUUCUGUGAAUUUGUCAACCAAAACCGGCCGAAGUUCAUUGAAACCGAGCCACAAAUUGUACUGCAGUUGGUGCGCGAAGAGAGGUCACACAGCAAAUGACUGUUCGCGAUCUCCCGAAGAGGUGAAAUUCUGCGGCGCCUCGUAUGUUACAUCAUUGCUCUCAGCUCAUGACUUUGAGCUCGGCAAAAAGAGUGCGAAUAAUAGUUAUAAAAAAAGGAAUCGCAACUCUCGCAAAAGUGUUCAAGUGAUGAAACGAUUCAAGCGGGACCUGCGUUCCUAACCCAAAACGAUUAAACAAAUUUUCAAUAAAUUUUAUUCUGCAAGUACAA